This is a messenger RNA of Aphanomyces invadans, 455 nucleotides long. RefSeq lists its product as hypothetical. Bases 26 to 355 code for a protein of 109 amino acids. NCBI's taxonomy places the organism in Eukaryota, Oomycota, Saprolegniomycetes, Saprolegniales, Verrucalvaceae. The transcript has a single exon. The record is from RefSeq and is a predicted model, not a curated record.
UCUUCCGCCAACCAAGCACCUGAACAUGGUCAAGCUGAGCUACAGCCCCCACACGAGCGCCACCGCCUCAACUUCAUCGAACCCAUCAACCAAGUGGCAAUCCUACUUUAGCAUCGAGAGCUGGCUGCCUCUCCCUGCGUCCGCCCUGAAACCACAACCCGAUUUUGCCCCCCAGCCCACCGCGUUCACCAAGGAAGGCGACGUCGAUGGGUGGGUGUUCCUCGGAGAAGAGACCGAUCCUUCUCAAUUCACAUACGCCGACGUCGCGUCGGGGAAACGCGAGCAGGAGGCGAAAGACAUCCAACACGUUGCCCAGGAGUACGUGGUCCUGCCCUCGACAAAGUCCAGUCACUAGGCGAACCAAGAGCCCCCAAUGCGACAUCCGCUUUGUCCAUGCAUGCUAAUCAACCUUAUAAAUAUUUAUUCCCAUCUUUCGACCGCCGCUCUCUUUGAGA